AUGAUUAUAGGGACACUUUUGAGUCCACAGUUUGAGCUGCCAUCAAAGCCAGGUGUUCCCACCAUCAAGAGUCUGGAGCAUGACUGUGUCCACUUGCAAGUCAAACCUCCCAACCUUGGUGUUACCUCUGUGGAGUCGUACCAGGUUGUGUACCAGGCUGAGCAGGCUGACUCUGAGUGGACAGAGGUGAAAUCGGAUGCUACAACUAACCAGGUCACCAUCAGUCGUUUGGACCCCUACAAAAAGUAUCGCUUUAGCUGCAAGGCAGUGUGUAGACCUGGUGUGAGCCUCUCCAGUGACUGGACAGAAUACUUCAGGACCCGCCCAUGUAGCCCCCCUGGACCACCCACAGAGAGGAGGAUAGAGUCAGGAAGUAUCAGACACGCCAUCAAAAGCACCACUAGAGAGAGUAGACUGGAAGGACUUGAGGCUGACACUGCAUACAGCAUCAGAGUCUCUGCUAACUGUGGCAAAGCAGGGAAUAGUCUACCCAGUCCUGAGACUGUGCUGACUACCCUUAGAGUCUCUGAUCCCCAACCGAAGACGAGCAAAUCAACAGCAGCAAAAAGUGAGGAAUUCCUCAAAAAAUCCCAGAAGGUGGAAACCAGCAACCCCUCAAUCCACUGGCUGAAUCUGGAAAAGAAGUUGGUUGUAAAGGAAAGUUUUGACCAGUACACAUUUGGGAGGAAAGUUGAGCAAGGGAAUAACAAGGUGAUAUUGCUUCCGGGGGCCACAGGUGCAGGAAAAACAUCCCUGAUCAAUGCCAUGAUAAACUACAUUCUUGGGGUAAAGUGGGAAGACUGUUACCGCUUUAAGCUCAUCCAUGAAGUGACCAACAAGUCACAGGCUGAGAGCCAGACUGUGGUUGUGACAUCAUACGAGCUCUACAACCAGCCAGGCUUUCAGAUUCCUUAUUCUCUGACUAUCAUUGACACAUCAGGGUUCGGAGACACCAGAGGAAUGGCUCAAGAUAAAUUGCUCACCCAGAUGUUGAAGGAUUUCUUGCGUAAUCCUUUAGGGAUUGAUCACAUUGAUGCAGUCUGCUUUGUAGUACAGGCAUCACUUGUUCGUCUCAGUCCUUCCCAGAGAUGCAUCUUUGAUUCCAUCCUGUCCAUCUUUGGAAAGGAUGUUGCUGAAAACAUCCUGAUGCUUGUGACAUUUGUUGAUGGGAAGCACAUACCGGUGCUAGAAGCCAUCAAAGCUGCAAAUCUGCCCUGUAAGAAAAACAAGAAGGGGCUACCAACCCAUUUCAAAUUCAACAGUUCAAUUAUGUUCAUAAAGGAGACGGAGAGCAGCUCUGAAGAGGAUGAUACUGAUGAUGAUCAUAAGGCCCAGUGUCCAGAGCAAUGGAGGUCAACUUUCAAGGAGUUGAAGAAAUUUUUCCAAGCACUGGAAAGCAUUGAGAGUAAAGAUCUGACCCUGACAAAGAAAGUGCUGGAAGAACGUGAGCUUCUGGAGAAGACCAUGACACGCCUGACCCCUCAGAUCACAGCAGGUCUGUCAAAGCUAAGUGAGAUCAAAAGCUUCAAACAGUGUCUGGAGAACGAGGAUGAGAACAUGAAACAGAACCACCAUUUUGAGACUGAGGUAAAUGUGCUGUCGGUGAAGAGAAGCAAAUUAUCCCAAGACUUUGCAACAAACUGCAAGAUAUGCAAUUUCACAUGUCACACCUGCUGUUUCUUCCCAAAUGAGGAUGAAAUCAAAAGUUGUGCCGUGAUGGAUGAUGAUGGCAACUGUACCGUAUGUCCAGGAAAAUGCUCUUCCACUGACCACGACAAGGGAAAAAGUCUUGUUGACGUAUGAAACAAAGACUGAGAAAAGGACUAUUCAAGAACUGAAGGACAACUCCAUGAAGGCGUGUGGCAAGUCUAUGGAAACCAAGGAGAUGCUGGAUAAGCUUGAGGAUGAGUUUCAUAUGAUUGAGGAAUUUGAUCAAGCAGUCUUCUGACUGUCUCAAGAGACUUAAUGAUGUUGCCCUGAAGCCAAGCUCUCUCUCCACUAUGGAGUACAUUGAGAUACUCAUUCGCACAGAGGAGGACGAACGCAAGCCAGGCUUUGAGGAUCGGAUCGUAGAGUUGAAGAAAAUGAAG
Molecule: messenger RNA, 2090 nt
Organism: Salmo salar (Atlantic salmon)
Lineage: Eukaryota; Metazoa; Chordata; Actinopteri; Salmoniformes; Salmonidae
Molecular function (GO): protein binding
Source: RefSeq, a predicted model, not a curated record